UCCUUUUUGUUUUGUUAGCUAAAGGAUACCAUAGAACAUUUUGUCGUCAGCUACAAGUUUACAACAUCAAUCAACUUUUCAUUUUUAACUUUAAUUAAUAUUAUGGAGCAGAAAAUAGAAUGUAUCAUCAAGGUUGGAGGUAGUGUGAUCACUAAUAAAACUGAACUAGAGACGGCAAACCCUGAAAAUAUCGUGAAAACAGCCGAACUUUUGAGCAGACUGAAGGGGAAGUGCAUUCUUGUACAUGGAGCUGGAUCAUUUGGUCAUUUCCAAGCCAGUGAAUAUGGUGUUGCUAAAGGAUACACUUCUCUGUCACCAGAUGAACAGACUAUAGUUAAAGAAGGCUUCUGCAAAACAAGGAUCUCUGUUACAAAGUUGAAUCAUAUGGUAGUGCAGGCUCUGGUAGAGAAAGGAGUGAAAGCAGUUGGAAUAGCUCCCUGUGGUAGAUGGAAAACAAGGGGAAGAGGUCAAGUGGUGUCAAGUGAUUGCGAGGGGGUCAAUGAACUAUUACAGGCCGGUUUCUUACCUGUGUUACAUGGUGACUGUGUGUUGGAUGAAGAGCUUGGAUGUACAAUACUCAGUGGAGACACGAUCAUGCAGGUAUUGUGUGAAUUCUUCAAGCCCAAGAGAGUUGUCUUCCUCUCGGACGUACAGGGCAUUUUCACAAAGCCUCCACUCAACCCCAAAGCCAAGCUUAUUCCCAGAAUACAGGUAAAACAAGAUGGCAGCAUAGCAACCAUCAUAGCAACCGAGCAGCUAGACCACGAUGUGACAGGGGGCAUCAAGACAAAGAUAGCAGCAGCUUGCACCAUCGUGUCACAAAGUGGGGGCGCUAUACCCGUGUUUGUUUGUAAACUGGGAGGACAUUCAGCAGAGCUUGCCUGUUGGCAUAGCGAUAGGAGUGAUGAAUUUAAAGGUACUAUCAUCGAAGCUAGAGAGUGAUUUCCAGUUUUAUGAUGAUGCAACGCGAAACAAAGAUGAAGAGAACAUUAGUACAGUGUGUCCCUUAAACUGCAGGUUUACCAAUCCACUCAGGUGCUGUUUUUGUUUUUUUCCAAUAGGGCUUAGCAAAGGUUUCCCUGGAUUCCAUAUGUACGAGAGAUGCUGGGUCCAAAUUCUGAAUGAUGUACAGAUAUACAUAUAAAGCCUAACAAUGUUUUUUUUAAAGCAUGUUAUGCCAUGUUAGUAUUUCUUGAAUCUUAAGAUUAUGCCCUGAUACAAUCUAAUUUUUGUAAUAAAAAAAGUUAUUGUUAUCAUGAAAAUUUAUAGAUGAUAUGAUUUAUUUCUUUGUUCUGUAUAAAGUUUUUAGUUUGGUAAAAAAAAGUCCUGAAAUGAAGUUGAUCCAUUCAAUUAGUUUAUAUUUUCUACCACUACGAUAUUCAUCAACACCUUAUCAUCUUUUCAUUUACUCUAUAUCUCGCCACCUCCAACUGAAUAUUAUCAUUAUUUUAUUAGAAGGGAAUAUCUUUCCAGUUAACAAAUGUUCCUAUAUGUUGCUUAUCCCUUUGGAAAGAGGACCUGUGUCUGAUUUUGAUUUAGAAUUGCAAUAUUGCUUAAGAUCAAGAACUUUGUAUACUUUAACUGAUAAUGAAUGUCUUGUUUUGAGGAUGGGAACAUCCAUGAAACGCUGAUGUACUGUGUAAUGAGCAACAGAUGUAAGGAACUUACCCACAUAUUUCAUGCAAAGUUAAAAAUCCCACCUUCAUAGGAGCAUUUUGGGGCAAGAGUUUUUGGUGUGAUUGCCAAGCGACUUCCAUCGUAAUUUGCGAUUUUAGAAACCUCUUUCUUUUUUUGGCCUUAAAAAAACUGGCCUACUGGUAACUUUUGGGUGGUUUUGUAGUGCCAAGUCACAACUUUAAGCUAACAUAUCUGUCUUAUGGUAGUAAAACUCUACUAUUAAUAGAGUGAGAAAUAUACAGAAAUGAUAUCUCAAUGUUGUUUCCAAGGGCUCAAAAACUUUCUUAACCCAGGAAAUAUUAAAAUGUUUACGUUUAUGUAAGAGAUU
Strongylocentrotus purpuratus (purple sea urchin) is the source of this 2005-nucleotide messenger RNA. RefSeq names its product isopentenyl phosphate kinase. Gene Ontology annotation, molecular function: kinase activity. Bases 103 to 942 code for a protein of 279 amino acids. Lineage: Eukaryota; Metazoa; Echinodermata; Echinoidea; Camarodonta; Strongylocentrotidae. Gene Ontology annotation, cellular component: cytosol. The transcript is spliced from 5 exons. The record is from RefSeq and is a predicted model, not a curated record.